AAGGAUAUAAAUAAUACCAGUAUUUCAGGAUGUUUUUCUUAAAUAUCGGUUCAGUAAACUAACUUAUAUUAACAGAUACAACUACAAACCUACUGUUCACAGAAUUCAGUUGCAGAAAAAAAAAGAAAUUAAUUGCAGCCACUAUACAGUACACAAAAUGUCCUCUUCAAACUCAGUAAAUUCCUUCGGGAAUGAUCUUGACAAGCAAACGCUGGCCGAACCAGCUUCUGAAUAUCCCACCAAUUUAUCCACAGUAAUAAGUCGGGUCACGAUUGGCGAUGAACGAGUACCAAAACUGGAAUUAAGACCACCAUUUGCAGGUACGUUCAAUCCGGGUUAUGCACGUCCUCCAAAACAUGUCUUUGGUAACGCUGCUGCUAUCGGACUUUCUGCAUUUGCCGGAACAACUUUUGUUCUUGGUUUAUACACGGCUGAUGCCAUGGGUAUAACUAUUCCCAGCGUUAUUAUUUCCAGUUGUAUGUUUUUCGGUGGUGGUGUUCAAUUCUUGAGUGGAUGUUGGGAAAUGGCUAUUGGGAACACAUUUGCAGGGACCGUAUUUACCAGUUACGGUGCAUUUUGGUUGUCUUAUGGAGCUUUAUUCAUUCCUUCAUUUGGAAUCCUUGAAGCUUACGAAGAUGACAUGGACCAGUUUGCCAAUGGGGUCGGGUUCGUUUUACUUGGAUGGGGUAUCUAUACUUUUAUUUUGUUAUUCCUUGUUCUUAAGGCUACAUAUCCAUUUUUGCUCUUGUUUAUUACAUUAGAUCUUGGGUUCUUUUUAUUGACAGCGGCACAAAUGACCGGUAGUUCCCGUUGUGCUAAAGGUGGAGGUAUUUCAUUGGUUAUUAGUGCUCUCUGUGGAUGGUACAGUUGUUUUGCCGGUAUUUCUACCGAGUACAAUAGUUAUGUUGUGAUUUCACCAAUGACAUUACCCCAGUUUAAGAAGUUAAAUUUCCAUCCUAAAUAAAUGCCAGCCGAAGCUUGAGACAUUUUUUUGUUUUUUUUUUGUUUCGCCGGGUUUAACAUUGUUUUAUAGUUUAAUAAAUUAAUUGCAUAACGA
Spathaspora passalidarum NRRL Y-27907 is the source of this 1057-nucleotide messenger RNA. RefSeq names its product acetate uptake transporter family protein. Gene Ontology annotation, cellular component: plasma membrane. The record is from RefSeq and is a predicted model, not a curated record. The transcript has a single exon. The annotation marks the transcript as partial. Lineage: Eukaryota; Fungi; Ascomycota; Pichiomycetes; Serinales; Debaryomycetaceae. Gene Ontology annotation, molecular function: acetate transmembrane transporter activity.